AGGCGGGUAACCCGCAGGCGGCAUUGGCAGGUAUGGUGAUGAACACACGGGAAGUCCAUCGUCGUGUAACGAUGAACGAGUGAAUAACAACGCCCUCGAGGUAACCGUGGCCCUCGCGAAAUCGAUCACGACCAACACUAAUUCGGCCACAACAGAAAAUUGGUUAGCGAAAGCAAACCAAUGUACAGAAACAAAGAUACGAGAGUAGCAACGGUGCCGAUUCAAUGACAUGUAUUAUCUCGUGAGUGCAUUACUUAUCAUCAUCGGUACACUAGGGACAAAUCAUCCCCUUCUUGCAAACACUGAUGAAAAGCCAAAUUUAAUCAGCGUGGCAAAGUGUUGUGAACACAACGAGCUUCUUGUUGACGACACGUGCACGCCAUUGACGGAAACAAACGAAACGGAGUGGCGACCGGAAUUCGUGGAAGAGAAUAUCAACGGUAUUUCAAAAAGCAGACCGGGUAAACCAAAUUAUCAACUAAAAAUUGGAAGACCCGAAUGUCAGUCUAACGAACACCAAUGGAAUGUAUACCAUUAUCAAUCUGGGGAAGAUCGACUUGCGAUAUUGACAACUGGUGUAUUGCGACAUUACACCACCGAUUUGACAAAAGGAAAGCACAAACAUAGUAGUAUAGCUGGAUUCGAUGCUGCGGAUUCGUCGGAUGAAGAUGAUCUUGAAACAGUAUCUAUUCAUUAUGAUUAUCCAUUUGGAGAUUAUUGCGCUGACAAAGCAAUUUUGAGUAGAGAUCGACUAGUAGCAACGUAUGCGAUGAUUUGUGUACCCGAUGUAGUAGUCAGAUGGUCCGACACAAAUUAUUUGAUGAAACAUGCGAUUGAUCCUACUUUUCAUGCAAUAUCAAUAGCUAGUUACCUGAUUGUUGCAGUUGUCUAUUUUGUUCUACCACAACUGCGUGAUCUUGUGGGAAACAUGAUAACUAGUAUGACUCUGUGCCUUAUAACUGGUCAAUGUGCAUCAACAGUCAGAAUCUUUACAGAAUUCGGCAAUCACGUCAGUUUUAUGAUUGCCGAUACUGUCAUGUAUGUCUCCUUGCUAGCCGCAUUUUUCUGGCUGAACGCUUUGGGUUACUACGUGUGGAGCACUUUUCGUUCGCGAAACGUAUUUUUAAGAGUUACUGACGGUAGAAAAUAUUGUUAUUAUUCAACAUACGUUUGGGGUUCAACUAUAUGCAUAGCUUGCACAGCAAUUUUUGCACAUUUUGCCUUAGAAACCAAUAAACCUGUCGUAGGUGGAAUGAUGUAUCCACCUCAAGAAACAAUUGGUUGGCUCGGAAUCUCUGUAUUAUUUACAUCAAUCGCAUUUACGAUAAUGAUCGAUUUAUGUUUUGUAUUAACAACCGCGAACAGAAUAAAACGAAUGAGCACAUACGGUCGAAUUCAUCAUAAAAUGAAAUACAGCUUUAGAAUGUUUGUUUUCUUAUUUGCGAUAAUGAGUAUUGGUUGGUUAUCACUAUUACUGUCGAGAUUGAAUUACGAAGCAUUGGAAUAUUGUCAUAUUGUUAUUAAUUUGUUACAGGCAAUUUUAAUACUCUAUGUUUGCGUGUUUGGACAAAGAAGGGUUACAUUUUUACUUGGUAAAACAUGUAAUUGCUGUAAUUCAGGAGAAAAUAUCGAGGGGCUUGAUUGGGGCGAAGAAAUGACCGCCAUUAACGCGGGAUAUUAAAGACUUUUUAAUUUAUAAAAUUGAUUAUGAAAUUCGAUUUCAAAUGAUA
This is a messenger RNA of Eufriesea mexicana, 1730 nucleotides long. It is a transcript of the gene mthl5, whose product is annotated as G-protein coupled receptor Mth-like 5. The transcript is spliced from 2 exons. Lineage: Eukaryota; Metazoa; Arthropoda; Insecta; Hymenoptera; Apidae. The coding region runs from base 230 to 1681 and encodes 483 amino acids. The record is from RefSeq and is a predicted model, not a curated record.